GAGACGGCGUUGGUUUUGGGGUGUGGGGUCCGAGGCACUAUGUGGCGCGUCUGUGCGCGACGGGCUCAGAAUGCAGCCCCCCGGGCGGGAUUCGGGGCUCGGUGGACGGCCUUUCGGGAGGAGCCGGGAGCUCCGUGCGUGACCCCGCAGGCUGACUUGGCUCUGGCUCGCUGCAGCAGCAAGACCCCAGGGUAUGGCAGGGUCCGGGCACUCUGCGGCUGGAGCCCCGUCUCUUGGGCCACACCGCGGAAUCGCGUCUUGUUGCAGCUCUGGGGAUCGCCUAGCCGCCGCUGGUAUAGCCUCCCCCCGCAUCAGAAGGUUCCAUUGCCUUCACUGUCCCCUACAAUGCAGGCAGGCACCAUAGCCCGCUGGGAAAAGAAGGAAGGAGAAAAAAUCAAUGAGGGUGAACUAAUUGCAGAGGUUGAAACUGAUAAAGCUACUGUUGGAUUUGAGAGUGUGGAGGAAUGUUACAUGGCAAAGAUCCUUGUUGCUGAAGGUACCAGAGAUGUUCCAGUUGGAGCAAUCAUCUGUAUCACAGUUGAAAAGCCUGAAGAUGUUGAAGCCUUUAAAAAUUUCACACUGGAUUCUUCAGCAGCACCUGCCCCACAAGCAGCCCCGGCACCAGCCCCUGCCGCUGCCGCUCCGUCACCUGCACCUUCUGCUCAGGCUCCUGGUAGCUCGUAUCCUACUCACAUGCAGGUGGUUCUUCCUGCCCUCUCUCCCACCAUGACCAUGGGCACAGUUCAGAGAUGGGAAAAAAAAGUGGGUGAGAAGCUAAAUGAAGGAGAUUUAUUGGCAGAGAUAGAGACUGACAAGGCCACUAUAGGUUUUGAAGUACAGGAGGAAGGUUACCUCGCAAAAAUCCUGAUCCCAGAAGGCACACGCGAUGUCCCUCUAGGGGCCCCGCUCUGUAUCAUUGUAGAGAGAGAGGCAGAUAUACCCGCGUUUGCUGACUACCAGCCCGCCGAAGUAACUGAUUUAAAACCACCGGCACCACCACCUAUCCCAUCUCCGGCAGCCCCUGUUCCUCCAAUGCCCCAACCUGUAGCCCCUCCACCUUCAGCCCCCCGGCCAGUUGCUCCAGCUGGACCAAAGGGAAGAGUGUUCGCCAGCCCACUUGCAAAGAAGUUGGCAGCAGAGAAAGGGAUUGACCUUACACAAGUAAAAGGGACAGGACCAGAUGGCAGAAUCAUCAAGAAGGACAUUGACUCCUUUGUGCCUACUAAAGCUGCUCCUACUCCAGCAGCCGCUGUGCCUCCUCCAAGUCCAGGAGUGACUCCAGUUCCUACAGGCGUCUUCACAGAUAUCCCAAUCAGCAACAUUCGCCGAGUCAUUGCACAGCGGUUAAUGCAAUCUAAGCAAACCAUACCUCAUUAUUACCUUUCUAUUGAUGUAAAUAUGGGAGAAGUUUUGUUGGUACGGAAAGAACUUAAUAAGAUGUUAGAAGGAAAAAGCAAGAUUUCCGUCAAUGACUUCAUUAUAAAAGCUUCAGCUUUGGCAUGUUUAAAAGUUCCUGAAGCAAAUUCUUCUUGGCUGGACACAGUUAUAAGACAAAAUCAUGUUGUUGAUAUCAGUGUUGCAGUCAGUACUCCUGCAGGACUCAUCACACCUAUUGUAUUUAACGCACAUAUAAAAGGACUGGAAACCAUUGCUAAUGAUGUUGUUUCUUUAGCAACCAAAGCACGAGAGGGUAAACUACAGCCACAUGAGUUCCAGGGUGGCACUUUUACAAUCUCAAAUUUAGGAAUGUUUGGGAUUAAGAACUUCUCUGCUAUUAUUAACCCACCUCAAGCAUGUAUUUUGGCAAUUGGUGCUUCAGAGGAUAGACUGGUUCCAGCAGAUAAUGAAAAAGGAUUUGAUGUGGCGAGCAUGAUGUCUGUUACACUCAGUUGUGAUCAUCGGGUUGUCGAUGGAGCAGUUGGAGCCCAGUGGCUUGCUGAGUUUAGAAAGUACCUUGAAAAACCUAUCACCAUGUUGUUAUAAUUAAUCCAAGAAUUUCUAGACUCUCUUAGGUCACACUGUUUCAUUCUUACCAAGGUAUUAAUAUGUUAUUAAAUGGUGGUUCCCUUUUUAUUUUAAGGUUAACCAGUUAUUUUUGAGUCUGUCCAUAUAUUUGUAAUGGGCAUUACUGAAUUUUAAAAUGCCAAUUACAUCCCAAUAUUGUGCACAUUUAAUAAACACCAGAUUUUAAGCUGCGUACUCCAGGUCAAGGGGCCUAUGGCAUAGCCCUUUGGUGGUAAGUCCUGCCACUGGAAAUGCAGAGGUAGAAUUGUGGUUCCCUAUUGAGACAGGCACAUAAAAGUAACCUUGAUGAGACACUGAGGUUUUGAAAUUUAAUUACCUCAAAUGUUUUGAUGAGAUUUGAGAAAAGUCAGAAAAACUAGUUCUUUUGGAGAAAGAAUUUGAACUGAAACUUGAUUUUGGAAUUUAAGCCUAAUUUGAAAGUUUGUGUUACAUAAAUCUUGGUUUAUCAUGGAUGGGAAGCAUGGAGAACUUGAAGGAAAAUACGAGAAAACUUUAAAAGUCAACAUUUUCAUAGGACUGUUCAACCAGCUGUUCUUUAUUUUUCUAUGAAUUCAGAAAUGGUUGUUUUCUCCUCUUGAGAUGAAGAUAUAAAUAUGAACCAGCUCCUUGGUAUAAGUGAGAAUUUGUGUGGGUAUCUAUUUAAAUAAUUUAAAUGUGUCAUUGUGAGAGCAGAAUUCUAUAAUUGCCUCAAAUAAAAGAAUAUGCUUAUAGAAUUUAACAGAGUUAACUUGUGAAAGUAGAAUUUUUCCUGUAAAAUUAACUAGUGGUUACUUGCAAAUGAACUUAAUUAGUAGGAUUUAUUACUUAAAUACUUGAAAAACUUGUAUCAAGUAACUGUGGAAUGGAAUAAGUGUAUAUAUGUAAAUAUGGUUCCUAGUGAGAUAUGUGCCAAAGUCCAUUUAUCACCAAGUUGCGUCUAAAAAGAAGAAGGGGAGAGAUACACUAGUGGAUAGUUUGGAGUGAUAAAAGAUGAUGACUGGAACAAACUGGUCAUUUCUGGUUUUGGAUAAAGUGCAAAUGUUAAAUGUGUACAAAAAGAAGUGUUCUAUGUUUUUCCAUCCCAAUGUUGUCUCAUGUAAAAUAAGAAAACCCUAAAAUCCUGUCAGAGAGAAAAAGAUUAUUUAGGUUGUUUGCUACCUUAUCAGCCUAAAUAUUUAUUUUCCAUUUUGUUACAAUUUGCCUUUCUGUGGGGGGGGGGGGGGGUGGUGAUAUUCAGGAUGAUAAAAAUGAAUUAGAAACAUUAUCACAAUUCUAGACUUUCUAUGGAAUUGAUGUGAUUUAAUAAAUAAAUUUGGAAUUGUUUAUAACUAUUAACAAAUCUGAUCCUCCUUGUAAAAUGUAAUAUGCAGAACUAUUCCUUGAAAUUUAGGUCUUUCAAUGUUGAAUCUGUCUCUAAGUGUUCAUUAUUACAUGGUGCACAAGUGACACUCCAUAUAUUCCAGAAAUAUUUUCCUUGCUGUAUUAUUAUGAAAAUAAUACGUGAAUCUGACUUUUCAGUAGUAACUUUAGCUUGAAGAUUAUGGAGAAGGAACAAACUUAUAACAAGGGACCAUCAGCAGUAUGAGCCACGUCUAGGUCACAUACACGAAACUUCAAAGAUAAUUCAUUAUUUGGUGGUGUUUAUGGCUCUGUUGUUCCCUUGAGGGAAAAAUUUAAAAGUUGCAUUCUAAUAGAAAUUGUUCUGAGUUAAAAAUUAACCUGAGCUAUCAUCUAAAUUUGGAUUCAGUUUAUUUCCCUUACCAGCUGGAAUGAACAAGUGUUAGAAAUAGUGUUUUGGUUCAAAUUAGAUUGUUUGAAAAUUAAACUAUAUGUUUUCAAUGUG
Messenger RNA from Odocoileus virginianus texanus, 3847 nucleotides. RefSeq names its product dihydrolipoamide S-acetyltransferase (gene DLAT). Lineage: Eukaryota; Metazoa; Chordata; Mammalia; Artiodactyla; Cervidae. Gene Ontology annotation, biological process: pyruvate decarboxylation to acetyl-CoA. Gene Ontology annotation, molecular function: dihydrolipoyllysine-residue acetyltransferase activity. The record is from RefSeq and is a predicted model, not a curated record.